AUGUCCGGGUCCGGGAGCCCCUCACGGGGAAGCCCCUCCCGGUCCCAACGAAGGCCGCUGCACGAGCGAUCCAAGUCACAGUCGAACUCCCUCGCCAUUCGGGUCGUUCCCUACAGCCCUCCUCGGCCAAGUCACAAGAAUCGCGACUCCACCGCUUCGGCCUCUUCCUCACGCACUCCGACAUCUACCACAGCACUGCUCUCGCCCAACCCCUCCGAGCUUGGCCAGACGAUUUCAUCAAGAGCCGAUGAUCGUUCUGGCUCAGCCAGUCGCGCUAGUGAUAACUAUUCCCACAGGCGUUCCUACUCCUCCAGCACCUUAACAUCAAUAUUGUCGCCUGCCUCGUCGACUUUCCCAUUGGUUUCCGCCAAGGACCGUGGUGUUUCAGGCUCGAAACUGCGAUCCGACACCUGGGCCGCUGGCCAGUCCUCCCCUUCCCUCCCUGUCCCAACUACUCCACCUUGCCCGACUGAUAAUUCCCGCUUCAAUGCACGAUCCUGGUCCUCUCAAAACCCCCACGAUGAGGAUGAACCUGUGACACCCACAGCGAAGCGCCCCUUGUCUCGCCGCCGCAAUCUUGUCACCAUCAACGCAGACGGCAAGACUUUUUCUCUCCUCCCCCAAGGUCAGCGUAACAGAGAGUCUGGUGGCCAACAAGCCCACAGGGCCCCUACCUUGUCACUCUCUACCACUGCCUCACGGGAGCGGCUUUCGUCCGAUGCGUUCAGCGAAAAUCGUCCCAGCUCUACAGUGACUUCUCUUCCGGACCGAAGCUUUUCGGCAGCUACGCUAACCCCGGCAUCCUCGACCACGCAAUUAGCUGGAGAUCAUAUUACCGGCACAGCCGUCUCCAAUUCAUCUCCCUGGAAUUAUCGAAUGGUCGGCGGUCUGCGCAAGGUUCCCAAUACACCCGAUCUUAAGCAAAAGCAAAAAUCGUCUCUCCUUUACCCUGAACCUGAUCCAAUCACGUCCCAUUCGUCAUCGCCGUCUGAUUCUCGACUCGCGCCGCUGCCCGAGGCCUCAGCCGCUGAACCAUCUUCAUUUUCGGGCACUCAUGACCUGCAAAGCAAAACGUCCUUUCAGUCAUCUGUCACCGCCUCUACGUCGUCAGAGAAAACGAAUUACAAGAUUUACAGCUCCAGUUCCCCUCCAAGGGCUGACACAGAAAGUGUAUUGCCCCCACCUUCCAUUUCCUCGGAGACGACGAACUACAAAGUCUUUGGUUCUAGUUCACCCCCUGCCAUCCCUGAAAGAGAUAGUUCACUACCACCGCCCUCGUCCAGUCACUCCAAUUACGAAAUUCUUGGUCGAUCAUCUCCUCCAGACACGUCCUCUGCCGAGCGCACCCCCCCGAAAACCGCAGACAGCAAUCAAAACUACGUCGUACACGGCGAGCCUUCCCCAGCACCCUCUUCGAUAAGCGCUACCCGCCGGGAAAGACUCCGCCCUGAAUAUUCACAAGAAAGCCUGCUUGUAGCACCGCUCAAGCCCCAAAAAAGGAAGAAGAGAUCACGCGAGAGGUUUGGGUAUUACAAGUCCCGCUCAAGAGACUCUCUGCGACGCGCUGCUUCGGUCAAGUCAAUAGCCAGCUCUCUCAGCUUUGAAGCUGCCCAGAAUAUCAUUGCUGCACCUGCUGCAUUUUAUCGAUCACGCACUCUGGCUGGCUCGGCUGGAAAGCAGCCAGAGGCAAAAGCUGAGCCAACCACAUCCGCACCUCCCGCAUCCCACAUGAAAACCCACCCGCACCAAUGGAGCUCUCAGCUGUCCACAGUCAUGUCGGAGAGUGAAGGAGGAAGCGAUCCUCCAUCUCGUUCCGUGUCCCCCUGGUCUGCUCCAGGUAGACGGAGUAGUGGACCCAUCAGUAGUCACAGCAGGCAGAUGCUCAGCAUUUCGUCUUCACUUGCCGCUAAUGAAGAAGGCUCACUAUCACACUCGCGGUCAUUCACAGACUCACUGGAACGACCCCAAGCAGUUCAUAGCCGGGGUGGCACUCUUCGUCUUGUGAGCGACCAGGACGAACAUGGCGACGGGUUGACGGAACUCCACCAUCUACACCAACGACCGUCUCGAACCCGCCUUUCAGGUUUUUUCUCAAACACAUCCUCUGAACGCAACCUACACUCUUCGAGUAGUUCGCGAGCCAACAGCUUCAACUCUUCAUCGAUUCCUGCUUGGGCCAAAUUCUACUAUGGAAGUGGCGAAAGAAGAUUUCUUGCGAGUUCGUCCGACUCGAUGAUGUCCGACCCAAACGAAAGCCGACCGCCUAGCUCAUUCCAAAGCCGCUCGCCCAGCGCCGAACAUCUUCCUUUGAGUAUCUAUAGCCCACGCCGACGACCCAGGGAGGUUAACCCCCUGGCUCCUGGGCCGGUGUCAGAUGUCGGAUCAAUGGAAAUCAGCCAUGCGCCACCCCAAGAUAAUUUCCGAGGUGGAUUGCGAAAGAAAACAUCUAGUAUCUGGUCCCCGCAUUUGAGACGUGAUCAAAGGGCUGGUCGUUACAGCAUGUGGGAGCCUCCCUCCAUGACAUGGUCAGCAGAGAACACCCUUCUUGGAAAGCGAAACGUGCAGGUUGUGCUAUUUGCCCUCGGGUUCAUCUUCCCUUUUGCAUGGAUGAUUGCUGCCUUCCUUCCCUUACCCCCUGACCCUCACGCUGAGAUGGAGGAACGCGACCAUAGAUCGAGCCUUUUGGACGAAGAAAGAGAUCUGCCUCGUCGUGUUGCAGCGAUUGACGAGACACUGUUUCAAAGCGCUAGAUGGUGGCGUGCUCUUAAUCGCUACAUGUCCGUUAUUGGUCUUCUUGUUGUUGGCGCCAUUGCCGCGCUCGUCAUCGUUGGCGUCAAACAAGGAUGGGGGCAAAUUGCCUAG
Messenger RNA from Colletotrichum truncatum, 2862 nucleotides. RefSeq names its product serine-rich protein. NCBI's taxonomy places the organism in Eukaryota, Fungi, Ascomycota, Sordariomycetes, Glomerellales, Glomerellaceae. The record is from RefSeq and is a predicted model, not a curated record.